Molecule: messenger RNA, 1066 nt
Organism: Ochotona curzoniae (black-lipped pika)
Lineage: Eukaryota; Metazoa; Chordata; Mammalia; Lagomorpha; Ochotonidae
Product: nibrin-like
Exons: 8
Coding region: 266-1021 (251 amino acids)
Biological process (GO): double-strand break repair via homologous recombination; mitotic G2 DNA damage checkpoint signaling
Cellular component (GO): Mre11 complex
Molecular function (GO): damaged DNA binding; protein binding
Source: RefSeq, a predicted model, not a curated record
UGGAAGUUGCUAGUUGCCUGCCUGCUGUUUGUGGUCCUUAUUGGCUGAUAAAAGAAAGGAACCAUACAGACUUUUGACUGGCACUGAGUACAUCGUUGGAAGGAAAAACUGUGCUAUUCUAAUUGAAGAUGAUCAGUCAAUCAGUCGAAAUCAUGCAGUGUUAACUGCUAAUUUUGCUGUGACCAACUUGAGUCAAACUGAUGAAAUCCCUGUAUUGACAAUCAAAGAUAAUUCUAAAUAUGGUACCUUUGUUAAUGAGGCAAAAAUGCAAAAUCACCUUCCCCAAACUUUGAAGACAGGGGAUAGAGUCACCUUUGGAGUGUUUGAAAGUAAAUUCAGAUGUGUCUGGGAAAACUGCUCUAAAUCAAGCUGUAUUGCAACUUGGAGGACUCACUGUGAACAGCUGGACAAAAGAAUGUACUCACCUUGUCAUGAUGUCAGUGAAAGUCACCAUGGAAAACCAUACAGACUUUUGACUGGCACUGAGUACAUCGUUGGAAGGAAAAACUGUGCUAUUCUAAUUGAAGAUGAUCAGUCAAUCAGUCGAAAUCAUGCAGUGUUAACUGCUAAUUUUGCUGUGACCAACUUGAGUCAAACUGAUGAAAUCCCUGUAUUGACAAUCAAAGAUAAUUCUAAAUAUGGUACCUUUGUUAAUGAGGCAAAAAUGCAAAAUCACCUUCCCCAAACUUUGAAGACAGGGGAUAGAGUCACCUUUGGAGUGUUUGAAAGUAAAUUCAGGGUAGAGUAUGAACCUUUGGUUGCCUGUUCUUCUUGCUUAGAUGUGUCUGGGAAAACUGCUCUAAAUCAAGCUGUAUUGCAACUUGGAGGACUCACUGUGAACAGCUGGACAAAAGAAUGUACUCACCUUGUCAUGAUGUCAGUGAAAGUCACCAUGGAAACGAUUUGUGCACUCAUUUGUGGAUGCCCCAUUGUAAAGCCAGAGUAUUUUACUGAAUUCCUCCAAGCAGUUCAGUCCAAGAAACAGCCUCCACAAAUAGAAAGGUAUAUUAUGUGUUUCUAAUUAACAACAUAUGACAGAAAAGAUGAGCGCAUUGACUUUCGGUUA